AUGUCGGAGCCAUCAUCGUCCAAGGUCACGGCGGACUCGCUGCUGCCACCUUCGAAGCCGACAUCGAUACCCGCAGGCACGAGCAAUGCCUCGGCCAACACUGCUGCAUCCCUCGCCACAAAGCACGGCAUCGAGCUGCCUUCACAAGAAGAUGCAGAAAGGCUCGGCUUCAAUGUCUUCUCGCACAUCCUCGACGCCCGACUCUUGCGCGCUUUGGCAGAUUUGGGCUAUGGUAUCCCAACGCCGAUUCAGCAGAAAGCCAUCCCGCUAGCACUCGCCGGCAAGGACAUCCUCGCGAGAGCACGUACGGGUUCGGGCAAGACGCUCGCCUACGGUCUGCCACUGCUCCAGAAAGUGCUUGAUGCCAAGAACGCCGUUGCGAAAUCAGAUCCGAAUCACCAACUUACACGAGCACUCGUCCUCGUUCCUACACGUGAGCUCGCCGAGCAAGUGUUCCGACACCUUUCCGUAGUCAUCGAAUACGUUCGGGACGACAUUCGACUCGUCAACGUUGCAAGAGACGCUUCUGAGAAAGUGCAGCGCCUGCUGCUAAGCGAGAAGCCAGACGUUGUCAUCGCAACCCCAUCCAAAGCUCUCAACUACCUGCAGAAUGGGUCGCUCGAUCUCAAAACUGGCAUGGAGUCGCUCGCUAUCGACGAAGCCGAUCUCAUCCUCUCCUACGGACACGACGCAGACGUCAAGUCGUUGCUGGGAGCCAACUUGCUACCCAGCCAUUUCCAAUGCUUCCUCAUGUCUGCCACCAUGACUUCGGACGUCUCCAAACUCAAAGGCCUGCUGCUCAGGAAUCCGGUCGUCCUCAAGCUCAACCACGACGACGAAGCGGCUUCGGGCUCCAACCUGGUGCAAUUCUACACAAAGACGACCGAAGAGGACAAAUUCCUGCUCGUCUACGUCAUCCUGAAGCUCAAGCUGAUUCGAGGCAAAGCGAUUCUGUUCGUCAACGAGCUCGAGAGGGGUUACAGAUUGAAGUUGUUCUUGGAAAAGUUCGGAUUGCGCGCUUGCGUGCUCAAUGCGGAACUUCCGAUCAACUCGAGAUACAGCAUAGUGGAGGAGUUCAACAAGGGCAAAUUCGACUACAUUGUUGCGACGGAUGAAACGACAGGGGCGAGUGGCAAGCUGGACGAGGACGACCAGGACGAACAAGACGAAGAGCAAGAAGCAGACGAGCAAGCACAACCGUCGACGGAAGCGGGCGAGAAGCGCAAAGCCUCAGACCAAGCGGCAGCGAAAACUUCAAAAAAGUCAAAACCGUCCAAGCAGCGCAAAGGAAAGAACGGCGCUUCCGAGUACGGCGUCUCGCGCGGUGUCGAUUUCGUCAACGUCUCUUGCGUCAUCAACUUUGACCUUCCCACCAGCGUCGACUCGUACAUCCAUCGAGUAGGGCGUACAGCUCGUGGAGGCGCUUCCGGCACAGCACUAUCGUUCGUCGUACCCUCGGACGAGGUGGGUCGAUCCAAAUACCUCUACUGUCCCACCACGACGCGCGACGAGUCCGUGUUCAAGCAGCUCAAGAAGCCGUCCACCGCCUCCCUGCUCGGCAGUCCACUGCAGGAAUGGAAGUACGACUCAUCGUCCGUCGCUGGAUUCCACUACCGUGUCACCGACACGCUGAAAAGCAUCACCAAGGUCCUCAUCCGAGAAGCGCGCAUCAAGGAGCUGAAGAACGAGAUCCUCACUUCGUCCAAACUGCAAUCCCACUUUGAGGAUCAUCCGGACGACCUGGCCUUUUUGCAGCAUGACAAGGCUCUGCUGACCAGUCGUGCCCAGCAGACGCAUCUCAAGCACGUACCGCAGUACCUGGUGCCUAAGAUCAUCAAUCCGGGGGCAAAGUUGACCAAGAACACGGGAAGCGAGUACAAGGGAUAUGUGCCGAAGAACAAGAUCAAGGAUGGCGGUGCGGAUGGUAAGAAGAAAGGUGGGAAGGGGAGGAGUUCGACUGGCAAGGAUAACAAACGUCAACCUGGAAAGGCGAGGAAGAAGGUCGAUCCUCUGCGCAAGUUUUCCAAAAAGUAG
Molecule: messenger RNA, 2034 nt
Organism: Pseudozyma hubeiensis SY62
Lineage: Eukaryota; Fungi; Basidiomycota; Ustilaginomycetes; Ustilaginales; Ustilaginaceae
Exons: 1
Coding region: 1-2034 (677 amino acids)
Cellular component (GO): nucleolus
Molecular function (GO): ATP binding; nucleic acid binding
Source: RefSeq, a predicted model, not a curated record